AUGAGUAGUAACACUGCGAACACCUCUACGACAGUUGGUGGGUCCGUGAUACCACCAGUGACCUUAGCGACUGUGCAAGCCACAACCCUUUCUCGCAAGGCCGUGGACAGACGGAGGUACUUGGCGGGUUUCACCGCCGGCUGUGUCUCCCGCACUUGCACCGCGCCGAUCGAUCGUCUGAAGGUGUUGCGCCAAACAGCCGUUCCCGAGAUCGCGGGUCGAAAUAUGUUUCACAGUGAGUUUUACAUCACUUUUUUUUUCUGAAAUCCGAGUUGCCUUUAACUCAUGUCUCCUUUGCAUUCAUCUGUCUCCUAGGUAUACAACGGAUUGAGACAGAUUAUCGAAUACCAUCUCACUCGCUCGAACUUAGGUCUUUACACCGGUAGGUCGCUGAUGAUAAUAAAAACUCACUCACUGCCCGGACGACUCCUCUUUGGCUCACUUGCCUCACCAUUGAACAUAGGCGAGGCAAGUUAAAUGAUACGACAGUUCGACUGUCGAUUUCCGCGAUGUCCACCAUAUGCUCCACAGCAGGGCGAGAGCAGGGACGAUGACUUACGCAUGGACUAGUUUAUAGUGCUAGUAGGCUUGCGCAGCGUCUACCGCAGUUCCCCCGCUUGGGCCCGAUGUCAUGGCAACUGGGCACGUUACCAACCCCCAAAUGUUGCCAUUUGUUAUGGGUGCGCAUUCCCGAUAAUUCAUGCUUGCCUCCGAUCUAGUCCUUGUUGGUCUAUCACCUCUACCGCGCUGUCCGUUUUAUGGGCAAAGUAAACGAUGCAUAGUGAUAUCGACAUGCACGCGAGUGCUGUUAACAAGGAUAGGGAAGCUAUAGAAGACCGUUUGCAUUUUUACGUUGUUGGCACGCGAUAACUCGUCUACGGGCCACGAAAUUCCUGCAUCUAAACCCGAAGCUAGUUUAUCACGGAACCGCGAGUUCGCACUUGUAGCUGUCCGCUGAUCCGCCUUACUUGAAUGACGGGCUACCGGUGCUCUCUUUUGCCUUGGAGCUCCGGUCUGUAAGCCCAAGCUUCAGAACAAUGGACAGUAAGGACUAGGAUGAUAUUUUAUAGCAAUAUAAUGUCGUUAUCAGUCAACCAUAACUCAGCUUGGGGCUAGUAAGAACCCGGAUCCUGUUAGUUAUUUUACUUGAGGCCCAGACGGUUGAGACACUGCAGGUGACUUUGGAUGUAGGAAAAGUCAUCGUAUCUAUUUUCAAAAAUUUAGAGAAAAAAUCGAUUGAAUCUAUUUCCAAGUAGGAAAAUGAAGAGAACUUAACUAGUUUCUGACUCCGGGGUUGCCUAAUAAGGCUCAAACUGGCCCGAAACGAUGAUUUUGCGGUAGCUUUUCCCUCUUUCCUCCCCUUCCCGUAAAUACUCAUAGUCCUAUACUGUGUCAGCAACUCGAAGCAACCUUAGCUUGCUUUUCUUAUCCUUUAACUAUAUUGGUAACAGAGGACCACUAUUUUGGGACGUAGGCGACUGUUGUCGAUUACGUUUUCGGGCCUGCCCCGAUCCACUGUAUCUUAUUUUCCACUUCUUUGCUGCCUGCAUACAUUCUGACCGCGACUGUUAAUUAACUUUUGGUCUUUGGGAAUCUAGGCUUUAAGGUUAUGAUUGCGGACGGAGGUCUGCGUUCCCUCUGGCGAGGCAAUGGCGUAAAUGUCCUGAAGAACGGUCCCGAAACGGCUUUGCGUUUCGGAUUCCAUGGGAGACUGAAAGACGUCCUCUUUCCAGGCGCAAAGGAUCUUCAACCCUCCCAACGAUUUCUUGUGGCCUCCCUCGCUGGCGCCGGAUCCCUAACUCUGACCUACCCUCUUGAGGUAUCCACUUCGUUUCCGUUCUUUAUGCUGUCUUCCUGCUCAGCAUGCGUCGUCAAUUUCAUCCUUAUCAGUACGCCGAUAGCACUACCAUAACUAAUAAUUUGCCUUUCGUGGUCGAUGAGAGCCCUGUUUGUCCUGAUGUCGCAGCGGUGACUUGCGCGUGAAUUGGUUAGUAGUUAGGAAGACUAUGCUGCACCUGCCUCACGUUCUAUCUCCCAAAUCCACCACUUUCCAGUGCUAAGAAGGGGUCGAGAUCGAAGAUGAGCCUGGCUAUUGCGGCCGGUAAAUCAUCACAAACACGUGCACUAGGCCUUUCUUCCACAAAACCCAGUCUCCAUGGAGACAAUUGUGACUUUCUCUUUGGGGGCAGAUGUAUUUUUCUCAUCACAAGGCACGGCCUUAGUCCAUAGUUAUAUUUGAAAAUGUUUUGGUCGCGUUUUGUGAGGAAGUCAUUGUCAUAUUGGCAGAGCGGCUUGUAUGCAAACGUCUUUGAGACGACACAAAUCAAGACCAGAGUGGCAGACCUAUAUCGUCUUUCUGCCAAAGUCGCUUCAUUAAUUCUCGGUUGUGGGGCCGCACUUUAGCCCAAAUCGAGGAAAUGCUGGUGUGCUUGAAGGGUCAUCAGUCUGUGUAGGUUCUAUUGCCUAUGAUGUCGAGGGCGCAGAAACGGAUUCAAAGUAUUCCGGCCCUGAACAGAACGGGCGUGCUCAGCGCCUAUGGCAUGCUAAAGUAGGUCCAUAUAGUACAGCCAGGCAAUGCCAUGCGCAUGGUUGACGAACGCCUACCCAACAAAAUAUCCUGCACUAAUGAUGGCACGGAUGAUCGUAGACGGGGUGGACAAACACGACGUACGAGGACACCCUGGGGAUAUCACACAGGCACUAAGGUGCAGUCCUGCCUGUCCUGACCUCGAUUGCCCUGCUGUGGAUAUUUCUCAGGGCAUUCCGUCGCCACUCCUCGCGAAUCUUAGCAAUAUAUAGUUCAGCACGCUCUUUUCUGUCUACCUGCGUCAAUAAAAGUAAUUUUCUAAACCUAAAAACUUGUCAGCGCACCCAGAUCUGCAGUAGCCCCAAAAGAGCGAUGUGAGCGAUAUUAUAUGACUGGCUGUAUUCCACCUACAUAUUCUGCACGUUUUGCCUGUUAAACAUUUAUAUGGUAUAACACAAGUCUUAGCUGAUUAAUACCUUCGAAAGUGUAUUCCCCCUGACGAAUCCGUCAUUAGGGUUAUUGCGAAACCCGGUCUCCCUCUAAAAAAUAACUAUUAAAACCGGCCACCCGAUUACGAGACGGUCACGCUCUAGUCAAAGAAGAUGAAUUAGGGCUGUUUGUCGAAGGGAACUCUCCUAUCGAGUGUUAAACGGUAGGUGCGUCCCGAACCUUCGUUUGUCGCCACUUGCACCCCAGAAGUCUACCCACCCACAAAUCCCGACUAUGUCUUUUGUGGGUAGAUAGCUUUCCUCUUCACCAAGACUCACUCGACGGGUUCUGGAGUGCGGCCCCGGUAGAAAGAUUUUGUAGAUUUUCAGCUGCUGGCUUUAGCGCGUGUCAUGUCAAAGAUGUUUGCGGACAGUUCGUCCUGCCAAGAAGACAAUGUAUUGUAUCCAGUUGGUCAACGUUUGUAAUUCUCCACGCCCUCUCCGCAAGCGCUUCCAAUUUUGGCGCUCGUUGACAUCCUCCCGUCCCCUUUUGUAAUCCUCUUCCGAGCAUGAUCGGUGUUCUUUUAAUUAACUAGUUUUGUAUUCUGACUGUGGGCUGGGAAUUCGAUUUGCUCGAACAGUUACAAAGGAAUUCUUUAUCUAGGGUGUCCAUUGCUGAGGUUUGUACGUUUUUUUUACUACUACCUGUAUUCUAUCAAUAGUACUGCAUAUACACCGAAAUCCGUUUUUGGCUUAUACGUGUUACUCGGCUAGUAAAGAAUUCUACACAAUGGCUUUCUCACUUUCAUUGUCGAAUUUUCGAGACCCUGUGCAAAGGCGUGUUCGGCUUUUUCUUCUCUGUCACCGUGACCUGUGUCCCUGCCGCCCGAGGCUGACCUGGAAAAGUCGCGCUCACCGCUGUGGUUGUUGUUCAGACCUUUUUUCAUGGCCCAACAAAACUAGCAUACCGAGAUAGUGUGCGGCCGUCUGCGGAGCACUCAUCAGUUGCACACUCCCACUGUCUGUAUGUACAGGCAUAGUAUACUACUUUUAGCCGUCAGUUCCAUUUCUUAUCUACCUUGAAAAUGUAAAGUGCUAGUCUUGGCUGCGCAAAUUUUCCCCUCUCCUUCAAGCCAGUUAACCUAUCAUUUACGGAGUACGGAAAAAGAAACUUUUGUAGGACACUGCGGGGAUUACCAUUAUUUCGUAGGCUCUGUUCCAGCAUGCCCAGAAUUCAAAUACCCAGCUUAGAAAAUGUUGGAGAUCUGGGCCGAUAAUCGGAGAAAUAUGAAGAGGUCGCCGGAUCAGUGGGAUCGAGUGGCUGACGUUUCGGAGAGCUUGGCCGGCUCUCAACUAUCAAAGCGUUUUAUGCAAAAAUGGACCAGAAUUUUGAAUAAACGGCCGAAUUAGUUGGCCUCGGGCCGGUCGACUUUUUUCUCUCGCGACCCUGACUUACAGACCAUUGUCUGUGAAUGUAGGCGGCCUCCUGUGUUGCUUAUCGUCACCCCGAUGGGGGUCAGUUACACCUGUGCUGCCCUUUUGAGACUAGACCCAAACUCACAGCUUGCGACUCGCAUCAGAGAAGCUGGCCACAGUUUUGAUUUUCAAGCAGCAACCGUCUUAAGCCAGGACACCUCAAGGACAGAGCGUCUCUCACUUGAGGCAUGGUAGUCAGAUGCCAACUCCAUCAACAGGCAUCUAGACCUUCCGGUGGCCUUUAAACUCCUACGCCGUGACCAGGUCAAGACGGUCCCACGGAGCUUAAAAAUACUGAGUAAACACGGCUCGUCGACUAAUUCGCCCAAAAGAGGAGCACAGAUGCAACCGACCCCCAUUGAGGUGACGACAUGCAACGCAGGAGGCCGCCUACACUUACAGACAACGGUCAGUAGGCCAAGCCAGCAAAAGAAGAAAAUCGGUCACCCAAGGCCAACUAAUUCGGCCGUUUGUUCAAAAUUCUGGUCCAUUUUUUUGCACGAAACGCUGUUUGUACGCUAUCCCUUCAGGGCAAAGUCUACAAAGCGGUAAAUACCCUCGGUAUCAGCUUUCACCACGUACGCAGUUGGCUAUCUCGAAACCGUCACCAUCUAACGCCGGACCUGGCUAAGGUGAAGCAUCAGACGAUUUCGACUUCAGGUCGCCGCGACACAGCCGGACCGUCUACGUCGACGUGCAGUCGAUAGGUCAAACUCCUUGCCGACUGUACAACUAUUUGAAGACGCGGUCCGCCAAGCAGGUUCGGAGAAUCGAACCCAAGCACCGUCUUUCUUAUACUUUCAUGUAGUGGAUCCUCCCAGAGCCCGCGAGAUCUCUUCUCUGUGCCACCACCAUCUGUCUUGGUGGACUUUCCAUAGAUUCAUAACUUGGUCUUAAUGGCAUCAAGAACGUCACUCUCCUCGCCAUUUACACCAACAGUGGUCAUCAUUUAAUGCUAGUAAACUAGAAUCAGGCCAUCUGGCAGCCUUUUUGGGACGGAAGGAAUCGAAAGGAGCGGCGAUAUGCACGAAAUGAACGGAAGUGGCAUUUUAGGGUUCCACAAAAUGAGAAGUUCAACGGCACACAUCUCCGCCCUGAUUGGAAACUACGCUGAUUCUUCUCUGUCCGCGAGUUGCAUUACGAGCGGUAGCGGUUGGCAGGAACAUUAAGUGGACUCGUAUAAUGAUAGUUAUUGUACAAUCAUCUGUCUCCUCGCUGAAGGUCGAUAUAACAUCAGCAUUGCUACAGUCUGUUUGCUCGGUUUCUGCUUCCAAGUUUUGUGUCAGAUAGCCGCACACGCAGAUAAGACCAUGCAGCUGUACUGCCGAGGUGACAAUACUUCUGCGACCUCCAACGAAACACCUGUCAUAAUCGGACGUGUGACCAGUUUGUUUUAAUCUCGUGUACACCUUGUAUUUGGGCGUAGCAUUUGUGGCUGGACUCAGCCUUCUUUUACGAUUGUAACCUUAUCUCAUCCUCCACUCCUCUCAUUUUUCCGGUACACUUACCCACUGCCACUCCAUCCACCCUCAUUUCUUCCUCUUCUUCUUCACGUAGGUCAUGAAGACUCGGAUGGCCCUGAGACGCACGGGGGACCCCAAUUCGAUAGUACGUUGCCUGCGGACUAUUUUUCAGCAAGGUGGCUUCCGCAGUUUCUACCGGGGAUACACCAUCAGCAUGCUCAGCUACGUACCCUACUCCGGUAUGGAACUUUCCUUCUAUGAGGUAAGUCAUCCUAGGGAUGUCGUUUCUCGCAAACAGUCCUCCGACCGCUUGACAGUCCUGUUACUGCCGUUAACCAACCUGGAAAUUGUUAGUGGCGGCACCGACUGCCUGACCAACUCCUGACGCUUCGGGUGUGGAGCCCUCGUAGACAAGCAAGUAAUGAUGAUAAUUUUCGCUGACAAAGAAGAACUAAAUUCGAAUGACCACCUCUAUUUCAUUUGUCACAGUCUCCCAGCCAUAAUAUCACCCGUUGUUUUACCCACCACGGAGAUCAGAUUACCGAGGCAUUAACUCGUCAAGUAUUUUUAAAUGUCCGUCACACUUUCGGUGCACAUCGAUCGUCGGCCACCCUCUCGGACAUGGCAUAUUAGUGUGAUGCCAAGAAAAGUUCGGCAAUCCGUAGUGUGCAGCAAGUAUUUUGGAACCCGGAAGAUGAACAAGCUGGUGAUGGGUUAUCGCGUGUCCCGCCGCCAUGCUUGCGUUUGUAUCUUGGAAUUCAGCCAUCGCUCAUGUCGAUGUGGCUAUUCACCUUCGGGCCCAUCUAUAAAGAACUUUUGUCGACUUUUUUUAUCAUCCAUGGUGGUCCUUAGAUUUAAGAACGCUCGAUAUAAUGAGCUAAAGCGCUGAACUUGUGUAGUUUGCCGACAGAGUCGCGCUUUUACCGACCAUACAUCCUUCGUUAGACCAGCCUUUGUCGGUCUUUCACCGUUCAGUGGCGCCACAUCCCUUUUAGCCUUAUAUCUGGCACUUCGUUGCAUUCAUCGUCUAGUUUGGUCAUUUUAAGCAGCUUCUGCACCUUCGCUCGUGUUUUCGCUGCUUGGACACCAAGACCCUGUGUCUACCAUAGUUACUAAUACUGCCGAUGCGCGCACUAGCAAUGUUCAGAUCAGUCAACAUGAAUUGGCAACGAUCGGGCGAAGGACCCCAAACACACACGACCAGCCAAAGUUGCCUGUCUUACGGAAAAAGGUGGUAAAGGGGUUUUACGGGCGGGACCUCUGUAUGCAUAGAGGAAGGGCAAAAUAUGUAUAGGUAAUUGGCAAGUUCGUUUCCCGGGCGGAAACGUUUUAAUGUAUUGGCUUAUAGCAAACGAAAUUAAACAGGGCAAUUAAAAGAACCAACAUUAAGUAUCCACAACGAUCUCUUCUCAACUCUCUGAGCUAAGGCCAUUGUAGAUAAUGCACCAUAUUGUCUACAAUAGACAACUCAAAAUUAUACGAUAAAACACCAAAUCGAAAUAAUUGUGUCGGACUACACCCAAUUAAACAAGUGUAGUAAAUAUUUUUUGUAUGCCACAGAUGCUUGGGGCCCUUCUCCCGAUCCUUGUCAGACGUGUUAUUUAAAGUACAGCAGGUGCAUUAUCUCAAGAAAUGUUAACUUAAACUCAAAAAUGUGUUCGUUUAGAAGGAAUUACUCAAGCUGGGUUGUGCUACUAAUUACUAUGUCGCAAAUCACGUCCUCUUCAAAUUUUAUGCUGGAAGAAGGGGUAUCUUUCGGUUUUAAAAAUUUCAGAAGUCAAGUCCGGCAAAGGCGGGGCCUCGCAGCUCAGAUGGUUAGAGCGUUGGCUGUACUAAAGCCUUCCCCUUACUGCGUGGGUUCGAAUCCCACCGAGGCGCCGAGUUUUUCACAGUUGGGUCAACAUGAACUUUCGAUUAUUUAUCAUCAGGCCCGUAUAGUAAUUUAAGGGAGGGUAGAGUAGCAAAAGUUAAACAGCCAAUAAAGGUCAGUAUGGGAGCGAGGGUUGAGGGCGUUCAGAGGUCAGGGGUCAGAUUCUAGUUCUGUCAGGGGCUUAGGGAGGAGGAGAGGGAAGGGGUCUGGCAAUUAGCUGUCUCUGUUUCACCGCUGUUGCGCGACGUGAACACACGUGCUGGGUUUGUCUUUGUCCAGGGGAGCCUUAGCGUUUUUACAAACGCCUUGUGCGAGCACAAGGUUGGGUUGACUAACCGUAUGACCACUGUCUCUGCCGUCGCAAGCAUCAUCUGACGUAGGAACUUGGAGUGUCUCGGCGACACACUCAGGAUGUUUGAUUGACGUCUACCCGGUGGCCGCUUUCAACCACAAUUGCGCUAGAGGUGGGUUUUUCCACACGUUGAUUUAGCCAGGCAGGAUGGUGUUCUCGCAUCCGCCUGGAUAGACGCCUAGUUGUUCGACCAGUAUAACCUGGCCCACACAAAACAAGUGAAGGUGUAGACGCACAUUGAAGAGGUCUGAGAAGGCAGUCUAUCCUUACCUUCAAGGCGUAUAGAGAUGUAUGCUUUUCCUUACACGGAAAAUAUACAGCUUGUAAUUUGGAGACCCCGAAUGCAAGCAUAAAAGCAAGCCGGGUUCAAAACUAUUCGGAAAUCGAAAGUUUUUGAAACCGAAAGAAACCCUUUCUUCAAGAAAUAGAAGAAAUAGUUUGUACUUGUUUUCUGUAAAGUGAAUCUGAGUUUAUAAGGUCAUCGGAGCUCAUUGGGAAAGAUUCACACUAUAAUAGUAGCGGAAAUUCUCAUGGAGCCAUUCAGAAGAGCAUUUGGCCAGCAUACUCGUGCUUUUGAUAAAUCCUCACCGGGCCAGUACCUUUACAUGGGAACGAGGUACAAAGCGAAACGUGUCGUCAAUAAGAUGAAUCGAUUACUGUUCGUCUUUUCAUACAAGCGGAGUGCGUGAAUAGGAGGGGGGAGGGGAGGCAGCAGAUGACAGUGAAAGUUAGGUAGAGCCGUGUCACAAGGGGGUAAGGGAACGGGGUCACGGAGGCAUGCAUACAGUUAAUCGAUCUUUGCCCAGCGUAGAGGCGGAGCCUACAAAAGGUUUUUCUGCGCGCACAGGAUCGGCCCCCGUAGCCUGAUGGCAACCGCUUCUGCUAUUGCUAGUAAGCGCUGACCUAGUCGCUUAGGUUAGUUAGGUGUGGCCUUAUAAAUCACACGAAGGGCUUCGUUGGACCCACACGACGCCCAGAAUCAACCUUGUGCGGGAGGAUGGAGCUGUGUAGGCUUUUAACUUCACCCUUCCUCAGCCAUGCCGGCAGGUGUUCUCGUAUUCUUGUGGAUAGGCGCCGACUCGUACGACCAAUAUAGCCUGCUCCACAGGACCAGGUAAAGGAAGUCAUUUUUGGAGUGCGGUUUUUGCAGACGACCGAAAAGCAACUCAUUCAAAAGCAUGAUCGAAAAAUAUUGGGAGUACGCUGCAUGUUACAAUCCUCUCUGAUCGAAAACACAUUCUAGAAUUUGGGUUAACAUUUAGUGAGGUCUACUUCUACUUCCUGUUUAUGUGGUCGCAGCUAUAUGGUGUUUCCUGCAUUAUCGGCAUCGUUAGGCUGUUUGUCAGAUCCUCGGUCACCCAUUCUGACAUAUAUUGCUUGGAAGAUGUUUUCACUGGUUGAAUUUGGACGAAUACUGCACUACCGUUCGAAAGUAAGCGUCUCCGUGCACUGUUCUGACUCAUGCAGGAUUUUGCCGGCGGUGCUGCUGAUGGCAGUGGGGAGGGGGGAGGAGGCAGACAACAGUGACCCGGAGACGGUCCUGUACAACAACUUAGGGACAAUACGUCUCCACUCAAUAUAGGGAAUUGAUCGAAUUAAGAUGAUUUUGUGAUACUGUAGGUCUUAGUUUUUGACAUCAUGUCUGUCUAGGACUUUCCAAACCAAUUUGCUUUUUUCAACGCCACCUGGCUUUCUGUAUCUUCCCCCAUUAACAUUUUGUUGAACUCUUUUUGCUUAAAAACUUCUGCACGGCUUUUCCGGCAAAUUGUGCAUUUUGGAAAUUUGGUAAUGUCAUUCGCCAAAAUAUAUUUUUGCCCAUUUCGGCACUUCUGCUUAGCCAGUUUAUUCUGUUCUUGGCAACCAUGUGUCUCGUGGUUCUCCUCACUUUGCCUCACCGUUUCCAUCCUAAAUCCAUUAACUGGGUAAUAGAAGUGGAUUUUGCAGUAGCCCGGCUUCUAAGUUUUCAUAUCCUCUUUCACUACCAGUUGUUUAAGCGGAGCUAUAUGGUACACUUCCACAACUACCAUCCCGGAGACCCGAUGCCUCACCUAUCCGCCCCGGCCGCGAUCGCCCUCAUCGUCUCUUCCUCCUUCCUGCCAAUGCUGGUGGUGUAUCCGGCCAAUCUGCUGCGCACCCGCUUCCAGGCGUCCACCUGUUCCAGACCAAUGUCCAUCUUAGGCACAGCACGCGACAUCUGUAGAGCGGACGGCAUGUUGGGCCUCUAUCGCGGUUUCCUUACCAGUCUCACUAAGACCCUGCCCUCGGUGACCAUCAGUUACCUGACUUUUGAGUUCGUCAUGGAGUUGAUGCAUUUGCCUACCCUGGGAUCGAGGUAG
Spirometra erinaceieuropaei is the source of this 10452-nucleotide messenger RNA. Lineage: Eukaryota; Metazoa; Platyhelminthes; Cestoda; Diphyllobothriidea; Diphyllobothriidae. The record is from the annotation of a GenBank genome assembly.